UCUUCUUCCUUAAACCCAAAAAAAAAAAAAAAAAAAAACAGCUAUAAUAAUAAAAGAAAAAAAAAAGUAUCUAUUACGUCAGCCACGGCGAGAGACGGACUUCAGAAGCGAGGCGUUGGGUUUUUGUUUUGAACAAAGGCCUUUUUUUUUUCCAGAGAUGUUGGCACGACUAUGAAUUUGUUCGGUAAUGAUUUCUGGACAAGAUGGAGAUACUGGCAUUAUGGUGACAACCUUUUAUUUGGAGAGCAUAUGUGAGAAAAUGUGGAGAAUGCGAGAUUUGGUGAAAAUGGUGUUGGAGGUUGCAGAUCGAAAUUGGAGGUUUGAUUCUAGAGCUCUUAAUGUUGUGAAGAAGGAUUGUAUUAACACCAUCCCAGUCAGAAUCUUCCCCAUUUGGCCAUUCUGCACCAUCCUUCGUAGUUCAGCCUGUUUUUCUACAUCAAUAGCAACUCAAGCAUCUCCUUCUGAAUUAAGUGGCAGGAUUUUGAAUGAAAUAAUUUCUAAAAUAGUGGAAUCGCCAUCUUCUGGAUAUGAAAUUUGUUAUACAUACACUCAUAAACUAUGCAGCAGUGGAAAUCUUCAAGGUGCAGCUAUGCUAAUGCAGUCUUUGCACGAUAAAAACAUUUUCCUUGGCCAAUCUGCAUACAAUUGCCUUAUUAAAGCAGCUGGUGAGCAGAAUGAUAUUGACCUUCUUUGUCAAAUUUUCAAACAUUUUUUGGUAUGUCGUAAAUCCAUGGAUUCAACUUCCUUUACUACCCUUGCCAAGGUAUUUACAAUGAAGAAUGAUGAUGCCUACUUACUGAGAUUUGUUAGAGAAGUCUCCGAGUUAAUAUUUCCCAGAAAUGCAACAGUUAUGAACAGGAUAAUCUAUGCCUUUGCUCAGUUUAGACAGGUGAACAAGGCUAUGUUGAUUUUUGGUCAGAUGAAAAGUUUACAAUGUAAACCAGAUUUGGUUACUUAUAAUACUGUUUUAGGUAUUCUAGGUCAGACGGGUAGAAUAGGUGAAAUGCUCCAUGUAUUUGCAUCCAUGAAGGAGGAGAAUCUAGUUCCAGAUAUUAUUUCUUUCAAUACCUUAGUAAAUGGCUUUCGGAAGGUGGGUAGGUUGGAAUUGUGCGAAACAUAUUUCAAAGAAAUGCUUGAGAAAGGGAUUGAACCAGAUUUGCAGACUUACACUGCAUUGAUCGACAGCUUCAUCAGAUCAGGGAAUACUGAGGAAUCAUUGAGACUUUUUAAUGAGAUGAAGCACAAAGGGAUCUGCCCAUCCGUUCAAAUUUACCAAUUGCUUAUUAGUAAUCUAAAGAAGAUGGGAAAGCUAAAGUUGGCUGAAGCUUUCUCACAGGAGAUGAAAGCAUCACUUUCGAGUCUUGUUGAUCCAAAGGAUUUUAAAAGGAAAAAGAGAUAGUUUCUGCUAGCACUUUGAACGUGGUUUCUACAUUCCAGUUUCUGUCCAUCUGCUACUGCUGCUGCUCUGUUUCCUGGAAUGCAGUUAAUAGUGGUCAAUGUGGAAGAUGAGAACCCACGAGUCGGCUGUUGCAUUAGCUCUGUAGCCUAUAUUCAAUACGAAAAUCUUAAAAGUUGGACAGGUUCAUGGCUAAGGUUAGCGUAUUUUCCCUUCUCAAUGUUCAUUUUUCGAGAAGUGAAAAGUGUUAAUUUUUGCUUGAAAGGUUUACAUUGAUUUGUAAAGUCAAUGUAUAUUGUAUAUUGUAAUACAAAUCUUUGAGGUAAAUUGUUGCGCUGUUUUUGCUCUUAUGUGUAUUUAGUUAUUUACUAUUUAUGCUUGUAGCGAUGGAACAUUAUUUUUGUUUCAAACAAUUUUCAUGUUAUUCAUUUA
Ipomoea triloba (trilobed morning glory) is the source of this 1828-nucleotide messenger RNA. RefSeq names its product pentatricopeptide repeat-containing protein At1g11900. The record is from RefSeq and is a predicted model, not a curated record. NCBI's taxonomy places the organism in Eukaryota, Viridiplantae, Streptophyta, Magnoliopsida, Solanales, Convolvulaceae. The transcript has 5 exons. Bases 188 to 1399 code for a protein of 403 amino acids. Gene Ontology annotation, molecular function: protein binding.